This is a messenger RNA of Scheffersomyces coipomensis, 1323 nucleotides long. It is a transcript of the gene UBA4, whose product is annotated as Uba4p. The transcript has a single exon. NCBI's taxonomy places the organism in Eukaryota, Fungi, Ascomycota, Pichiomycetes, Serinales, Debaryomycetaceae. Gene Ontology annotation, molecular function: adenylyltransferase activity; thiosulfate-cyanide sulfurtransferase activity; URM1 activating enzyme activity. The record is from RefSeq and is a predicted model, not a curated record. Gene Ontology annotation, cellular component: cytoplasm; cytosol. Gene Ontology annotation, biological process: protein urmylation; tRNA wobble position uridine thiolation. Bases 1 to 1323 code for a protein of 440 amino acids.
AUGUCAAAGCCUUCUUAUGAUGAACUCCUAUCAAGGAUAAAGGAGUUAGAGCUUGAAAAUGAAAAAUUAAAACAAGUCAGCAAGCCAUCACACGUCUCAUCAGAUAGCCAAACAUUAUACCCAAAAGUAGAUGAGUACUUUUCAUUAGAUGAAUAUAAAAGAUAUGGUAGACAAAUGAUAGUGACAGAAUUCGGAUCAUUACCUUCCCAGAUCAAAUUGAAGAAAUCAAGUAUUCUUGUGGUAGGUGCUGGUGGGUUAGGAUGUCCUGCCCUUCUUUAUUUAUCAGCAGCUGGGAUUGGGAAAAUAGGUAUCAUCGAUGAUGAUAUAGUUGAUAUAAGUAACUUACACAGACAAGUAUUGCAUACUACUGAUAAUGUAGGAAUGUAUAAAUGUGAUUCAGCUAAGAAAUACAUAUCUCGAUUAAAUCCUCAUGUCACAGUGGAAACUUAUCCCUUCAGACUUUCUAAUGAUAAUGCAUUUGAAAUCAUCUCAAAAUAUGAUUUAGUCCUUGAUUGUACUGAUGCUCCAGCAGCAAGAUAUUUAAUCAACGAUGUAUCAGUAUUAUGUGGUAAGACUAUAGUCAGUGGGUCUGGGUUAAAAUCAGAUGGUCAACUUUCAAUAUUAAAUUUUGAAAAUUUCGGUCCAUGUUAUAGAUGUUUUUAUCCAAAGCCUCCAGCUCCAGAAUCCGUUACAUCUUGUUCUGAUGGUGGUGUUAUUGGUCCAGCUAUUGGAUUAGUUGGUUUAACUAUGGCCAUCGAGACUAUAAAAGUUUUGACUGACUAUUAUACCAAGGAUAAUUUUAAACCUUUCCUUGCUCAAUAUACUGGUUAUCCUCAUCAACAAAUAAGACAGUUUAAAAUGAGAAAUAGAAAACCAGAUUGUGGGGUUUGCGGUGAUUCGCCUCAAAUAGAUCAAUCCACCAUUGAAAGUAAUGCUAUCAAUUAUGCUGCCUUCUGUGGAAAGUUUGAUCCAAAUGUAUUGGAUGCUAAAUACAGAAUAAAUGUUAAACAAUUACAUGAUAUCAAAAAUCCAAUCCUUAUAGAUGUUCGUCCUAAAGAACAAUUUCAAAUCACCAAACUACCAAACUCAAUAAAUAUUCAAUGGGAUCCAAUAUUUAAAAAAUUAGAUAGCAUAGAUGAUUAUUUACCUUCUGAUUUCAAUAAGGAAUUAGAUGAAGUUUAUGUUAUUUGUCGGUAUGGUAAUGAUUCACAAUUAGCCGCAAAGAAAUUAAUCGAAGAGUUUAAGUUUCCUACAGUUAAAGAUGUUAUUGGUGGAUUAAAUCAAUGGAGUGAUCAAAUUGAUCCAAAAAUUCCUAAAUAUUAA